UUAACUUGAUCUUAUCGAGCUUCACCAACCUCUAAUGGCGUCUCCAACCGUUGAAAUAGUCUCCCAUUGUUUCGUCAAACCAAAAUUCCCAUCCAACAAACCCAUUUACUUCUCUCCAUGGGAUUUAGUUAUGGUUAAUGUGAAUUACAUCCAAAAGGGUCUACUUUUCCGGUUAACGGAAAAUCAAGAUUUCUCCAUCGUCACCUUCCUUGAAGACCUCAAAGACUCUCUCUCCGCCACGCUUACUCAUUUUCAUCCACUCGCCGCCCGUUUAGCCACCGUUAAACAACAAAACCCACCUUCUUUGGUCGUCUUCUUGAAUCCUGAAAAUAGCCCUGGAGCAAGAUUCAUUCAUUCAACUGUCGAUUUGACGGUGUCCGAUGUUCUUGGACCCACUGAUGUGCCGUUGAUUGUUCAGUCGUUUUUCGACCACCACGAAGCUAUCGAUCACGAUGGUCAUGAACUGUCUUUGCUGUCGAUUCAGGUGACGGAACUCGUCGACGGAAUAUUCAUCGGUUGCUCCAUCAACCAUAUGGUAGUCGACGGAACCUCCUACUGGCAUUUCUUCAACUCCUGGUCGGAAGUUUUCCAAUCAAAAACUCAAAAUGGAAACAUAGCUCCCAUCUCACGUCCUCCGGUUCUCGAACGAUGGAUCCCGACAGGAUCCGACCCGGUUCUCAGCCUCCCGUUCACCCAUAACGAUGAAUUCCUCGACAGACCCAAUCGUCCGUUUUUAAGAGAAAGAAUCUUCCAUUUCUCGUCGGAGUCUCUCUCUAAGUUCAAAGCAAAAGUCAAUUCAGAAUGUAAUACAACCAAGAUUUCCACUUUACAGUGCCUCUCGGCCCUUAUGUGGAGGUGCGUGACCCGUGCCCGGCGAGCACCGGAAAAUAAAGAAACCGGUUGCAGAUUGGCCGUGAACAACCGUAGCAGACUCUCCCCACCGUUACCCGACAAUUAUUUCGGUAAUUCGAUUCAGACGGUGAGAGUAGUAACAACGGCAGGGGUGCUGCUGGAUCAGAGUCUCGGGUGGGCGGCGUGGAUGUUGCACGAGCUGGUGAUGAACCAUGGUGAUAAAGCGAUUAAGGAAUUCGUGGGUUCGUGGGUAAAGCGUCCGUUUGUGUAUAAAAUGAGUCAACUUUUUGAUGGGGAUAGUAUACAAAUGGGGAGCUCGCCGAGAUUUGAUAUAUACGGGAAUGAAUUCGGGUUGGGGAAAGGAGUGGCGGUUCUGAGUGGGUAUGCUAAUAAGUUUGACGGGAAGGUGACGCUGUACCCGGGACGGGACGGCGGAGGAAGCGUAGACUUGGAAGUCUGCUUGUUGCCGGAAAACAUGGCGGCUUUUGAAUCUGAUAAAGAAUUCAUGAGUGUUGUUAACGGAGAAGAAGCCAUGUAAGAAAAAGUUUUGGUGAAUUUUAUGGCUUCUUUAUUGUCAUCAAUAAUAAAAAGGCGUUGUAUUAGAGAUUUUUAAUUUUAAGAAUCUCACGGUUUUCUUUGUUUUUA
Messenger RNA from Cynara cardunculus var. scolymus (artichoke), 1497 nucleotides. RefSeq lists its product as uncharacterized. Lineage: Eukaryota; Viridiplantae; Streptophyta; Magnoliopsida; Asterales; Asteraceae. The record is from RefSeq and is a predicted model, not a curated record. The transcript has a single exon. Bases 35 to 1390 code for a protein of 451 amino acids.